GGAAUCAGUCUCUUGUUUUAUCCUGGUAUGCAUUAAGGCCUCAGUUAGUGUAUUGAUCAGGACUACUCUUUUUUGAGAUUGGUAAUUCGGUAGUGGGAAAGAAUCAGAGGACAAAUGCACUCAUCGAAUGCAAAGACAGGCCUUUCUUUGGUGGAGGCAAAAAUAUGUGAAAGAAUGUGAUUUCUCAGCCUUGCGAAAGAUUCACCUUUUAGUUGGGCAGGUAUUUCGUUGGAGGCAAAACUAUGUGAAGGAUUGCACUCAUUCAGCUUUUUCAGAGAAUAGUUUGAUGCUUGUAAUCAUUUGGUACAUCGUCACCUCAUCAGAACACAAUGAGGUGCAGCGUCAAGGUCGAUCAUCUCAGCCAUAUGUUCCCCGCCAGGCACCUCCCACAGAACGGCCGCAUAGAGGCCAACCUUCCCGUCCACAUGGUCUGGACAUACAGCCUCCCCCAGAAUGGCCACAUCGAGGCCAGCCUUCCACACCAUAUGGUCAUCUUAUGCAGCCUCCAUCUCCCACAGAACAGCAAUAUGGAGGCCAAGAUUCCCCAACACGUGGUCGUCCUGAGCAGCCUUCAUCUCCCGCAGCACAUCAAUCCCAGAAGCCACUUGGUAUGCGCAUGGAACCUCCCCUAGACAGGUCAAGUAGAGGCCGACCUUCCCAGCCACAAGAUCAGCCCGCACAGCGGCCACGGUACCAAGGUCAACCUUUCAACCAACAAGGCAGCCUUGUGCCGCCGCCCCGCUAUACUAAACCCAUAACUUGGUUUGUCGCAGUCUUCUGUGCAGUUUUCUGGGUGGUAGUGAUUCUGGGAGGCCUCAUUGUUCUCAUUGUCUACCUUGUUUUCCGGCCAAGAAGCCCUAGAUUUGAUGUGUCAAGCGUGACCCUAAAUGCAGCGUAUCUCGACAUGGGCUACCUCCUCAAUGCUGACCUCACUUUACUCGCAAACUUCACAAACCCGAACAAGAAGGUGAGUGUGGACUUCAGUUAUAUGGUCAUUAAUCUCUACUACGGGAAAACCCUGCUUGCCACUCGGUCCAUUUAUCCGUUCACUGCAGCAAGGACACAGACCAUGUUCGCAAAUGUUGAAAUGAUCGCCAGUCAGGUUGCACUGCCAAUGGAAGAAAGCCUGAGGCUGGCGAGGCAGAUGGAGAGGGACAGAAUUGUUUUUGAAGUAAAGGGGUUGUUUCGGACGAGAUCUAAUUUGGGGAGUUUCCUUCGGUACUCUUACUGGCUCUAUGGCAGAUGCCGUCUUGUGUUGACUCGCCCUCCCACUGGGGUGCUGGUAUCCAGCAAAUGCAAGACGAAACGUUGAGAGACAAUUUGGAUGGCAAAUGGACUUGCUCUGCAUUUGGCUUAUUUUCUUGUUUUUCUUUUAAAUUUAAUUUUUUAAUUAUUUUUUUUUUAAUUGAGAUUGAUCUACUUUCACUAUGGAAAUCAUCACUGCUCAAUUUAUGUUUAUACAUGUUAAUCUUUACAUUGA
Molecule: messenger RNA, 1480 nt
Organism: Malania oleifera
Lineage: Eukaryota; Viridiplantae; Streptophyta; Magnoliopsida; Santalales; Ximeniaceae
Product: NDR1/HIN1-like protein 6
Exons: 4
Coding region: 128-1312 (394 amino acids)
Cellular component (GO): plasma membrane
Source: RefSeq, a predicted model, not a curated record